GCGUGUGAAUGCCUCCAAUGUUUCGCUGGGAUGGAAGCCAGACGGCACAUCGUCCGGGCCUACGGGGUCCAGCAACGCCGGAUGCGGGUGGAUUGACCUCCCAAAGAUCGCUGAGCUUCUCAAUGUUGACUUGCAACAGCUGACUAAGGCCCAGCGUGAUGCUUUACACUUUGCCACUUGGAACCUGGGAGGGAUGAGCCCGGAGAACGUGCUGGACUUUCUCUCUAGGGGGCCGAACUUCCUUGACAGCGACACGUGGAUGCUGAUCCACGGUCACUUCCCCUAUAAUUCCGAGAUGUCACCGCGCCGAAUCGAUUAUGUUGCUGCUCGUAACCUAGCAGUGCCUUCAGGUUCCGUAGGCCCCAAAGGCAAGGUCUUGUGGUGCGCCAGACAGCUCAAGGCAGACUGCCACGCAGCCCUGGCCUCAGCUGUCUCCAUGCACGCCGAUCACCAUCAUGCCAUCGCAAGUGUUGCAAAACUCAUCACAGAGCCGGUGCACCGCUCGCUCAAGUUCCGUGAAUCCCCAGACCUCAAAGCACUUCGCAAAGCUGCAAAGGGGGCUACCCCUGGCCAAGGUGCUCGAACAGCAUGGAAACAAGUGACCAAAGCCCUACAAAAGGAAAGGCGCGAAUGGCAGCGUGUACUUUCUGAACGAGCGGGAAACAUGGAAUGGGGCGCAUACCGGGCCAUCAAGCAAAAAUCCUCCAGAUCCAACUGGGCUGAGCAGUUGCUGGAUAAAGAGACCUGGGAGGAUGACCUCCACAGCCAUAUGUCCUCGAUUUUCGCCCAACGACCAGCAACAGCCACGCGCACGGCCAUGCAUGAGAUGCGUGACACCUGCAGCCAUAUGUGCAAGGAGCGCCCCUGGCGCCCCUUCAGUGAGGCCGAAAUGCGGAUCACCAUGGCAAAAUGGAAGAGGCAUAAGGCAACAGGUACCGACGGGAUCGCUUUAGAGGCACUGCAACUCCUUUUCGAAGACGCACGCUGGAGGCCGCGAAUUGCAGAACUGAUCAACGAUAGCCUCUACAAAGGGGAGCUGCCCCCCUGGGUCGCCGAAGGCGCAUCGGUCCUCCUCCCGAAGACCGCCGUCCCUAAAGGAUGGUCCGACACUAGGCCAAUCACCCUCUCCAGCGCCAUCCUAAAGUGGACCGCGCAACUUCUCCGUCUGCGGGGAACACCCGCCCUCAUGGACUGUUGUCAUCACCAAUGGGCGAGUCAAGGCAAGCAAGGUGUCGAGCUUAUCUUAGCCAUGCGCAAACUGGCGCGAGUCGCGCAUGAAUGGCGUUCUCCAUUCUAUGUAGUUAAAAUCGACAUUGCUAAGGCUUUCGACUCUAUCGCGCAAGAAAAACUAGGCACCGUGCGCCAAGGCAGCCCCGAUAGCCCGGUGCUCUUCGCGGCGGCCAUAGGGGAGACCCUUGAUGCCGUCUUGCACAGUGUCCGGGGUGGCAAGCCCCCGCAAGUAGGCCGUCACCAAGCCCUGGAACCCCCGCCGCAUUCAGGAGCAGCUUACAUGGAUGACACAUACGUCUGGGGCGAAUCCCCCGAGUACGUUCAAGAGGUUCUCAAAGAACUGGAGAAAAGGUUCUUGGAGCUCGGAUUGCGAAUCAAUGCUAAGAAGACCCAAGUCAUCUCCAACAUCCCCGACGAUACAUUUCGCUUUGUCAUAGGAGGUGUUGAGGUGGCACCCGGAGGACCGGACACGGUCAUGACCAUCCUAGGAGCCCCGGUCACGCUUGCCGGGGCUAGCGCCCCGCUCAUGGCAGAAAUGCAAAGUCGAGCCCACGCAGCCUUUCAUGCCAAUCGCAAGUUGCUUUGCUCUCGUGCUCCAGUGGUCGACCCAUGCGCUCCAGAUGAUCUGGCAGUUAUGGGGGCACAUAGGACCGCCGGUGCGACAUGUACCGCCCGCGCGUGCCUGCUGCAACCAACCAGCGCCGUGGUGAUCUACGUGGACUCCAGUGGUGCAAGCGACUCAUCCGAAAUGCCUUGGGCUCCACUGGAACCAGAACCCUUAGCCCAGCCUCGGGUGAUUGAAGCUGAUGAGGUCAUGGACAUGCCAGUGCAACCGCAGGGGCCCUGGAAUGAGCUCCCCCUCUACUUCUUCGGCAACCUUUCCUGGACUACGACGAGCUGGACCAACCUCCGCAAGCCAUGCAUACCCCACAUAGCGCUGUGCCGGGAUAUUCUCAACAACUACAACCAGGCUACUACCUGCGCCGGGGAUGAAGCUCCAGCAGAUUGCACCCCCGAAGAACAUGACCCUGCCAACCAGUUUCAAGACGAACAACUACCAGAAGGGCAACUUCAAGAAGAUGAUGGCGAGCUGCCGACCCAGGGUGACCUCGACUGGGAGAGCGACACCGACGAUGACGAGGAAGACGAGGAGCCCGAGCAGACCACCCCACAAUCGGGGAGGAAAGCCCCCAAACGAGCCGCCGGUCAUGGGUCGCAGAGAGUGGCUAAUAAGGCAAAAAAGUCCGAUGUCAAGAAAAGAUGGCGCGAACUGGAGUGGGGCAAAAAACCAACGUGGUUGAGCUGGCGAGGUGCAGUGCCAUACAUCAUGCGGGGCGAAAAGCCCCCGGCCAAACAACCGCUGCCGCCGACACCGUCGCCGCAAAGAGAACAUCUCCUUUCGUUGCUUUCAGCCCACCGCUACAGCUACGACGCACAGGGGAACAUUAUUCCUCACCACCCACAACUACCUGCUGCAGCUGCUCGUGUGGAACGAAGCGAAAAGGCUACCAACCAAGCUCGAGUGGACCAUGCACAAAGACGAGCGGAGAACCCAUACCUGCACCCAGCGGAUAUAGCUCAGUACAACCAGAUCGGCUACAACAACGAGGCCCGCCACAUACACCACAACAACCAAUGGAACCAGGCCCUCGGGGACGCCCCCGUCGUGAAGUUCAGUUUGACCUACCUGAAGGACACCGAGAAGAACCUCCCAAACCCGUGCCUUACAGACAGCACCACCGUGCAGUUGAAGGGCGAUGGAGUCUACAACUACCCAGUCCAGAUCGUCGACAACAGACCGGCGCAUACACAGGACCAAGCAGGUACGAAUGUACCACCCUCUGGAGCCGACAACCACAACCACGACAACUACCUGCACAACUUUGAGGGUGAUGUCCUGGUAGUACAACCUUUGCACCUCACGGAAUUGGCCGAAUCAAGUUCCUCGUCAUCUUCAGCCAGUCACCCUACACUACCGAGGGACCCUACAGCAACGACGCGCACCGGGGGUCCCCCGCUACCCCGUAUGGAUGAUCUGGACCAGCAAGCUGCCGAAGCCAUUCAGGUAGGUCGAAUUCCUGCCUGGCGCCUGGAGGGGUCUGGCCCCAGCAUGCGCAGCAGCGUCCGCGUCGAUGACAACAGCCACGACCUCUCCUGGGUCCAGGGGGUCACCCCUCGUACGCUACCACCACCAAUGCCCUUGCAUCCUCGAACGGUGCUCAGCAUGAGGGGAAGCGCUACAGGAUCCUGGCGUGGCACGACCUGGUCUCCCCCAAGCCACUCCAUCGUGCUCCAUCCCCCAUGUCAACAAGUGGAGCCCACGAUAGUCAUUUACAAGACGCUGGCAGGGCAAGCAGAUCGGGGAGUUCUUCCCGAUGGACUCCAGAUGACGAUACACCCAGCAGGGGAAUGGAUCGCCACGACGCGCUUUGAAUUGGGCUUCGCUCGAACCCCAAGGUUCUGGCUGGUCUUCAUCCACCAAGCACCACCACCGGCGACGGGAAGGUUGCCGCUGAAACCUGGGGAUAGUUUCUGGCUUGAAUGGCGUGGACAAGAAAGAGUCUGGCAGAGAAGACCCCGAUUCGACAAUGACAUCCAAGCCCUUGGGGGAAUGGCCACCAUCCCCGAGGACGUGGCCCCGCGUCCACCUACGCCUCCGCAACGACGAGAUCCUACACUGUCCAAGCCCAGACCAAACUACCAGGGGUUUGAUCCUCAGCGCUUUGUCGACACUCGGCCGUUGAGGAGAAGGCUCAUCAACCCCGAACCCGAAGUUGACCCUGCCGCAGCAUCGUCUGGCUCGACCCAGAACACGCAAAAGCAGACCCAACAACCACCACCACACCAACCUCAACAACAACCACCUCCAAGUGAAGAGGCAGCAAGCAGAGGAGCCUCUUCCCCCAUGGCGCAACAACAGCAGAGCAAUCGGGGCACCCAACCCCAAGCAGCCGGCAAAGCAAAGGCAAAACCUCCACCACCACCACCAGCAUCCUCCGGCUCCGAGACAGAAACCAGUUGGCCAAGCGAAGACCCGGCACCGCUGGAGGGGGAUGAUACUGCCCUCAUACAGCCAAGGUACGACCAAAGCCAUAAGAUGAAGCUGCAGGAAACUAGUCAGGGAGAUGUCUUUUCCCUCAUGCAGCGACAGCCAAAAGAAGUGAACCACAGCCCCCCUGGCUCGACACACCAGCAAUCAACAAGCAACAACCCACAACAACCACCAGGCUAUCCACCUCAACCACCACAACCGUCAACCGAGCAACCUCCACAACCGGACUCGGACACAGCAUGGUACUCAGUUGCUGCCAACUUUGAGGGCGAGUUUACAGUCAGUGGUUUGCUUCGAGUCCUCCAGAAAAUCCUGCACGAGAUGCUCCAACAGACCUUUAGCCUGCCGAAUGAGUACCUUACGCACCUGGCGUACCAUUCCUGCUAUUACCUCUCCAAGCUACAGAGUACAAAUGACCGCCAAAUACAACAUAGCGAACAGGGGGACAGCCCCUAUGGUAUCGGAUCCCCCGGGCCCACGGCUAUGGUCUUCUGCAUCACCAAUGCUUUCGUGGAGGCGGAGGCAGCUCUGGAAAGCCUGGUACAGAACCAACGCGACCUACCACGACGACACCUUCUUAAAGAACUCCGGAGAACAGAAGCUCUGCUCAAAGACGGUCGAGCCAUCUUCAAAAGCUGGGCUCGGAAUCCAAAUGCACCGGGAGCGCUUCCCGGCACGGCUGCCUCGCAAAACGCGCUUGACGGAGUGGACUUCUCGUUCCUUGCCAACGAAGAAGGAGGCGUGGCAAACCUGGACGAAUCCCUGCGAACAGCCUGGGAAGCCACGCGACGCUGCAGCCGCUACAUGGACCAGCUUCUGGAGUGGAUCCAGGGCCAAUUUCAAGAAGCUGGAACAGAGGGGAGCCCCUCUCCAAAGAAACGUCGAGUCGAGCAGCCCUCCAGCAGCGACUGCAAGCCGAGAUAUGAACAAGGCCCUCGCAGAGUACCCGAACGCGCACCUGGCCCUCUUCAACAUGAUCCUGCAGUACCUCAACGAGACCGUCACAACGUGGAACCGGGGGCUGCCCCCUACAAUGUUCUCAGAGCUCAACAAUUGUUGGAAGCAGUGAUGCCGUUUACAGAACAAGAGGUCGCGACUUCAUUGCAGGAGGUGCACUCCCUUUUGCUCCAGUGGACAACAGGACUAUGGGGAGAGCCAAUCGUCCUCAGCGACAGCUUGGAGACAAACGCGGGGGCUGGUGCAGCCGCUUCAGACGACCAAGGGGCUCCACCCCUCUGUGCAGUGGGAACGCUUCCGCCUACUUUGCCGGCGGACAACAGCAGUGAUGAGACCGUGACGGUGGAAUCACACAGAAGACGCCGACUACACGCUCAUCUACAAGAUUGA
This is a messenger RNA of Symbiodinium necroappetens, 5629 nucleotides long. The record is from the annotation of a GenBank genome assembly. Lineage: Eukaryota; Dinophyceae; Suessiales; Symbiodiniaceae.